Molecule: messenger RNA, 1116 nt
Organism: Bacidia gigantensis
Lineage: Eukaryota; Fungi; Ascomycota; Lecanoromycetes; Lecanorales; Ramalinaceae
Exons: 1
Coding region: 1-1116 (371 amino acids)
Biological process (GO): mitochondrial L-ornithine transmembrane transport
Molecular function (GO): L-ornithine transmembrane transporter activity
Source: RefSeq, a predicted model, not a curated record
AUGGAAGCAAUUUCCCCAGAGACAGCUCGAACGAGCACGGCCAACCUCACUCUUGAGCAAAUCGCUGCGAAAUCUGUCGAUAUGUCGUCCUCCCAAUCAGCAGAAGCCCUCAAAGAUAUAGCCUUUGGAUCCCUUGCUGGUGCAAUUGGAAAAAUGAUCGAAUAUCCAUUCGACACGGUGAAAGUCCGUCUACAAUCACAGCCACUCCACCAUCCAAUGUACAGCGGUCCACUAGAUUGCUUCCGACAAUCUAUCAGAUCCGACGGCGUUGUUCGUGGGCUUUACAGAGGAGUCGCAGCGCCAAUUUUUGGAGCCGCGGUAGAAACUAGCAGCUUGUUCUUCAGCUACCGAAUAUCCCAAGACUUGCUAUUAGCAACAGCGUACAAGCGUGGUUACGAGAGGAGUGAUUUGCCAAUGAAUGCGUUGCUCCUCUGUGGGGGCAUGAGCGGCGCUUUCACCAGCCUGCUCCUUACUCCUAUUGAACUUGUGAAAUGUCAGAUGCAGAUACCACCAGAAGCUGGCUCAAAGCGUGGUCCGCCUAUGGCCAAAGUGAUCGGGAAUCUCUUCCGCCACUAUGGUGUUCUAGGCUUUUGGCACGGACAACUGGGCACUUUGAUUAGGGAGACUGGUGGAAGUGCAGCUUGGUUUGGGGCGUACGAGGGCACUUCAGCUCUGUUUAGGAAGCAAAAUGCUCAAAAAGAAGCCGCGUCGAAAUCAUCCGCCCCAGAGCUUUCCACGAGCUCACGGCCUCCGGCUUUGCCGGUCUGGCAGCAAUUAGUUGCGGGCGCGUCGGCAGGCGUCAUCUACAACUUUGCUUUCUUCCCUGCUGAUACCAUCAAAUCCCGCAUGCAGACUGAGCAGAUCGGGCCAGUCGUUUCUCGUGCUGAAUCAGGCGUUGCCAGGCCUAAUACUACUGGAAAUCCAAAGACAGUCUUUGAGCCAGAGCUUAGUACUGGCAUGGCAAGACAGACAUUUUGGUCAGCAGGCAAGGCGCUUUGGAAUCAGCAAGGUAUCCGCGGUAUGUAUAGAGGCUGUGGUAUCACGGUUUUGCGAGCGGCGCCUAGCUCUGGCUUCAUUUUUGCCGUGUAUGAAGGGCUCAGAGGUUGGUGGGGCUAA